Messenger RNA from Anolis carolinensis (green anole), 4471 nucleotides. It is a transcript of the gene tpcn1, whose product is annotated as two pore segment channel 1. The record is from RefSeq and is a predicted model, not a curated record. The transcript has 27 exons. The coding region runs from base 247 to 2667 and encodes 806 amino acids. NCBI's taxonomy places the organism in Eukaryota, Metazoa, Chordata, Lepidosauria, Squamata, Anolidae. Gene Ontology annotation, biological process: monoatomic ion transport; transmembrane transport. Gene Ontology annotation, cellular component: lysosomal membrane; endosome membrane. Gene Ontology annotation, molecular function: monoatomic ion channel activity; voltage-gated channel activity.
GGGAGCCGAAGUUUGGGACCCUCCGAGCGGAGAGGCCUGGUCUCGUCUUCGGAGCCUGAGCUAGAGUUGGGGGAAGGGCCUGAAGGGACUUGGCGGGCUUUUUCGCCUCCGCGGUCCCUCCUUUCUGGCCUCUUUCUCCGCCUCCUUCAGUCGCUGGAGCCAGAGCGAGUGGGACGCCGGCUGAGAGGGAGGAGGCAGCGGCUUCCUCCAUGAGGGCCCGGCGGGACUGCCAAGGGCUUCCUCAGCAUGGCGGCCAGCCCCGAAGACGACGACGUGCCCCUCAUUCUGACCCUGGAAGAGAGCAGGAGCCCCGCGGCCCUCCGUGAAAAUGGAGGCAACUAUGACUUGGUCAACGACACGCACAGCCCGGCUGCUGGGGACUGCUAUCCUCAACCAACCUGUGGAAGACACAACUGGGAAAUGAAUUACCAAGAGUCGGCAAUCUACCUCCAGGAAGGAGCGAACAAUGACAAGUUUCUCACGCACCCCAAGGAUGCCAAAGCGCUGGCUGCCUACCUCUUUGUACACAACCAUCUCUUCUACCUAAUGGAACUGAGCACGGCCCUGCUGCUCCUGCUGCUGUCCCUUUGUGAGGCCCCUGCCGUCCCCAUGCUCCGCCUCGGCAUCUACAUCCAUGCAACCCUGGAGCUGCUUGCCCUCACGGUUGUAGUGUUUGAGCUCUCGAUGAAAAUGCGGUGGCUGGGCUUCCACACUUACAUCCGGCACAAAAGGACCAUGGUCAAGACCAGCGUCUUGCUGCUGCAGUUUGUGGAGGCGAUUGUAGUGUUGGUGCGCCAGACGUCCCAUGUUCGCAUCACGAGGGCCCUGCGGUGCAUCUUCCUGGUCGACUGCCGCUACUGUGGUGCUGUCCGAAGGAACCUGCGGCAGAUCUUUCAGUCCCUUCCUCCAUUCAUCGACAUUCUCCUUCUCCUGCUUUUCUUCAUGGUCAUCUUUGCUAUCCUUGGCUUUUAUUUGUUCUCUCCCAACAAAUCGGAUCCUUAUUUCAACACCUUAGAGAACAGCUUGGUGAAUCUCUUUGUUCUUCUGACCACUGCAAAUUUCCCAGAUGUCAUGAUGCCCUCUUAUGCCCGAAGCCCCUGGUCCUGUGUCUUUUUUAUCGUGUACCUUUCCAUCGAGCUCUACUUCAUCAUGAAUUUGUUACUUGCUGUUGUGUUUGAUACUUUCAAUGACAUUGAAAAGAGGAAGUUCAGAUCCCUGCUGCUUCACAAGCGGACAGCCAUCCAACAUGCCUACCGCCUGCUUGUCAGCAAACAGAGACCCGCUGGAAUCCCCUUCAAGCAGUUUGAUGGGCUGAUGCGCUUUUAUAAACCUCGGAUGAGCGCUCGGGAUCGGUAUCUUACUUUCAAAGCUCUGAAUCAAAGCAAUACUCAUUUACUCAGUCUGAAGGACAUGUACAGUUUCUAUGAAGUUGUCGGCUUAAAGUGGAAGGCAAAAAGGAACCGGGAGCAUUGGUUUGAUGACCUUCCACGGACUGCGUUCCUUAUUUUUAAAGGCAUUAACAUACUGGUGAAUUCCCGAGCCUUCCAGUACACUAUGUAUACUCUGGUGGCAGUGAAUGGCCUCUGGAUCUUAGUGGAAACCUUUAUGCUCCGAGAUGGAAUCUUUUCCCGGGACGUCCCUUGGAGUUACAUUGUUUUCCUUACAAUCUAUGGGGUCGAGGUGUUACUGAAGAUCACCGGAUUGGGGCCUGUGGAGUAUCUCUCUUCGGGCUGGAAUCUCUUUGAUUUUUCGGUCACCUUGUUUGCUUUCUUGGGUCUCUUGGCGCUGGCGUUUGACAUGGAGCCAUUCUACUUCAUCGUCGUUCUGCGGCCUCUGCAGUUACUCAGGCUCUUUAAACUGAAGAAACGUUACCGGAAUGUCUUGGAUACGAUGUUUGAGCUGCUUCCCAGAAUGGCCAGCCUAGGCUUAACCUUGCUCAUCUUCUAUUACUGCUUUGCCAUCAUCGGCAUGGAGUUCUUCUCAGGAAAAGUCUUCCCAAACUGUUGCAACGCCAGCACAGUGGCGGAUGCCUACCGCUGGGUGAACCACACCAUUGGGAACAAGACCGUGAUGGAGGAGGGCUACUACUAUCUCAACAACUUUGACAACGUUUUGAACAGCUUUGUUACCCUGUUUGAACUGACAGUUGUCAAUGACUGGUAUAUCAUCAUGGAAGGGGUGACGUCCGAGACUUCGCAUUGGAGCCGCCUCUACUUCAUGAUUUUUUACAUCGUGACCAUGGUUGUGAUGACCAUCAUUGUCGCCUUUAUACUGGAGGCGUUUGUGUUCCGCAUGAACUACACCCGGAAGAAUCACGAUUCCGAAGAAGACAGUGGCAUUGUAUUAGAGAGGGAAGUCUCCAAGGAAGAAGUCACCGCCGUAGCAGAGAUGUAUGGAAGAUUCAGCAGUGCUUCGGCUGCCGGCCAGCUGCUCAGGAUCGUCUCCCAGAUGGACCGGCACCAGCAAACAUCUAUGCUUUUCUUGGGUCGGCGCUCGAGGACCAAGAGUGAUUUAAGUAUGAAGAUGUAUGAGGAAGAGAUACAGGAAUGGUAUGAAGAGCACGCUCGGAAAGAAGAGCGACACUUUCCUUGGCAAGGGGAUGGCGAGAUGCUUAGCCCCCCGCUGACAGCCCCAGGCCUGCGCCAGCGCUCUCAAACCAUCAUUUAGGCCCAGCUGACUCGGCGAUACUUCUCCUCUUCUGCAACAACCACUUCUUUCUUCACUUGGCCAUCUAGUGUAGCCUGGCAGAAGAACUCCUCCUGGGACUCUUUGGGAGAAGAGAUGUCUAGUUCUGCUUCUGCCAAAUCCUGCUGCUGUCCUGAUUCCUGCCAGGGACAUUGGGGUGGAGGACAUUGAAGGCAUGGCUUGGGGAGGGUAGCAAGCCGGAUGGAGUUCUGGCUUCAGACUGAUGGGAGAUGAAGUUUAACCACAGCUUGAGGGCCAUCACAUUGCCCUCAAAUGCCUCCAUCCAGUACCUAAACCCAACUAGAGUUAACCCACUAAAGUAGUUGGCAAAUGGUAAGUGAACUUUUAAAAUCCAUUCCUUCCAUGGGUCGACUCUGGUUGAUUCUGGAUCUAGACCGGGAGAGAGAAUCUAACAUUCUGACUCCCCUCUGCAAAAAGACUUGUAUUCCAUUAGGUAUAAAUGUAACUUCCUGAAACCGUUAAAACUUGGGGAUCUUCUUCACUGCACUCCAGCUGGGAAAGGGAGAUAUUUCACAGCAAUAAUUCUUUUUGACAAAGCGAUGUUCUGUCAGAGAGGAUGCCCUUGUUUGGCCUCCUCCCUGAUUCCUGGGCUCUCUCCCGACAACUCUUUGUGCAGAGAUAGAAAGCAAUAAAACGAAGAGGGGGGUGACCGAGUGCCAUCGUUCCUUGGUUGGAAACGUGCGCAUGGGGGGAGCUGGAGCUCUUUACCUCAAGCCUUUCUCUCCUCAGUUCAAUCUGAGCCACCAAAGAAGGCCACACUUCUCUGCCACGGCUCCCACUUAAUUUCCCUUGCUAUCCCCAAGCAGAAAAGACUGCUGCAAGGUAACCAGAGAGGUGGGAACAAACCUAAAACUUGCCCAGUUAACAUUGGCUCAAAAUAAAUCUAGUCAUUUCCAGGUGGGCAAAGUGUAAAGCUCCAUCAGCCUGUGUAUUCUGGAGGCCAAGGGCUGCUCCUUUUCCUUCAACCAUACUCUAAUCCCUGGCUUUCUGGGUCCGAAGGAAUUGGUGCCCAGGUACCAUGCAGAUGCCAAGCGGAAAGCAUUGUGUAAGGAGACACCAGAUACCUCCUUGCGUAACAUCCAAGCAAAUAUAACCCUGGUUAAGAGGUGCUCGGCCAGUUCAAGUCCCCAAGAACAUUGCCCCUGGUUAUUUUUGAUGAGAAAUUAAUCUUGGUUUCCCUUUUGGUGAAAGGGAAACUCGAGUCUCUCCAUUUGCCAGAUCACUAACUAGUAGAAGCAAAUCUCUGUGUAGCUUUUUGGGGCCGGUUCAUGAGAGAUCCAACUUAGGCGAGCUAGUCUUACCAUUCCUUUACUCUCACUGCGAUCUUAAACUUUGUUACUCCGCGUAGGUAAGGAUGUGACAUAGAGGAGCGCCAAGCCAAGAUCGCUUCUGGGAACAAAGAUCCACAUCAUAGGAAAUCUCUGUAAGGUCUGAAGUCAAGGAUUCUUUGGCCACGUUGCUAACUAAUCCAGCUGUCCCUCGAUUUGCACUGUAUCUUUUUGUGUUUUGUAAAGAAUAAGCUAAUCCUUAAUUCCCGAAGCGACUUCCUUCCACUGUCUUGGAGGCCGGAAGGAAAAGCAAGCUCAGUAUGGGGCAUCCCCUUCUAACCCUUCUCUCCCUUGGACAAACCUUUAACUCCAAAGACAAUCAUGGGUCAGGAUGAAACCCUGGGUGGGUUUCGUAUGUUGGCUGUUGUAAUAAUGAUGUCUGAAACAGUAUUAUAUAGGUGUUUCCAGGCACGAUUCAAUAAACCUUUGUAAGCAUU